UUUAAAGUUGAGACUGAAUUCAACAGCUACAAGGUUUAGUAUUGUGUGAUGAGAUUACAUGGCAGUCCUGCUGUUAGGUAGAAUCAGUAUCAGUCGGUUAGUGUUGGCUGAGGAUAUCGGUUUACUGAGUUUGCUUCAAGAUGUGGACAUUUCAGAUUUAAAAGCAGUGAAUACAAACUGAGGCGUCCGAAGGCCAUGCCAGGGCCAGAUGGAUGCAGAGAACUGUAUCCAUGCCAAAACUUUCCUGUGUCUAAAACUUACUCUCCCCCUGAACCUCCACUUAAGGGUGAGAAAUGGCGCAGGGCGACAGACUUUAUUUUGAGAAGAGAUGUGCAAGAGAAGGACCAUCAACGCCAGAACUCCACAGUGGCACAAAAACCACACCAAGGAGUUGCCACUCACAGUCUGGUCGCUCUCCCAAAGAUAAAACCAAUCCCAAAACCUUGUCUACCGAAAAUGCUGUUCCAUGUUGACCAAUCGCAGCCUGUCCAUAAUGGCAAUAUAAAUUAUGUCACUUCUGCUUCAGAUCCAGCUUGUUCAGAUGGAAAGAGUAAUGACACUCAUUUGGAAAACUGGCGCAGUCGUCCAAAAACUAUCUCCCAGAAAUCAAAACGAGUCCCUCCGAGCAUACCUGUACCUGCCAGACCUCUUCCCAAAGAGCCAGAGCAAAUGAUCUCCAUGAUGGGUUCUGAGGUUUGUCCCCCUGGCAAAGCCCUUCCACACCUAUCUCUGUCAAAACCAAUUCCUUCUUUCAGAGUCCACGAUAAACCCAAACUCAAACACAACAAAGUUGAACUGAUUAGCGACUUUGUCAGGGAAGGUUUGGUUUCUGAGCUUCACAAAAGAUUCUCAGGAGCAAUUAAAGAGAGAGAUUGUAGCACCAACAAGCCAAAAGUAUUUAUUUGCUUCCACACCAAAAGACUGACUGAUGGAGAAAGACUACAUGAAAAUGUAUCUAUCUCAGGUGUUUCCAAUGGAGAUAGUCCAGAGGAUGUUCCUUCUGUGAUAAAAUGCCAAGAAACUGAUGGGGAGAAUAACUCUAAGAACUUACUUGAAACUUCUCAAAGGGCUCUAACAAUGCUGCCUCUUCCUGGUUUGGUGGACAAAUUGAUCAAAAGCCCUUCUCAGAGAGACUUCAACUGCAUGUGUGCUGAUAAUAAGAGAAAGUUGGUAGAAAGCUUGUGGCAAGAACGGAGAGUUGUAAGAGAUAGUGGAAUACUACAUCGGCUCAGUAAGGAACAGCUCAAGCUUCAAGAGCAUCUGUAUGAGGUCGUCACGUCUGAGCAGUCCUAUCUUCAGGGCUUGGAGGUGGCUGUGGAGCAUUUUCAGGAAUCUUCAGUGCUGAAAGAUGCUUUGGCACCAAGAGACAGAAAGUCAUUGUUCUCUAGCAUUGCUAAGAUCAAAGAGAUCAGUCAAAGCUUCAUGGAUGCAAUGCUGUUGGAGCUGGCCUCAAGUGUGUUCUGCGACAUAAUCUGUGACGUUGUACACCAGUAUGCUCUUGGACCCUUUGAUGCUUAUAUAAAUUACAUCCGUAAUAUGCCCUAUCAGGAGCAGACGUUACACAACCUCGGAAAAGAGAGUCCUCGGAUUGUGGAGAUCUUGCAUAAACUACAGGAAGACCCUCGCUGCAGCCGCCUGCCCCUCAAAUCUUUCCUUUCACUGCCAUUUCAGAGAAUCACACGGCUUAAAAUCCUAAUGGAGAACAUCCAGAAGAAGGCCCUUCCAGGGUCAGACUGUGAGGCUUCAUCAUUGAGAGCUCUGACGGAGAUCUCCAGGCUUCUAGAAGCUUGCAAUUGGCAGGUGGGCAGAAUGAAACAGAUGGAAGAAAUAGUGCAGAUCGCUAACAAGAUUGAGUUUGCAUGCAAGGCCCUGCCUCUUGUUUCUUCUUCCCGCUGGCUUGUGAAGCAGGGAGAUCUGGUGCAAAUCUCUUUGAAGGAAAACAUGUUUGGCCAGAGAAAACUGUGUCCAGUACUUCUGUUCCUCUUUAAUGAUCUGCUGCUAGUGGCAACCAGGAAAGGGUUGGAUCGGUUUGUAGUUCAUGACUACGUGCACCGCUCUCUGAUAGAAGUGACCGAGGGCAAGGAUCUGGAGGAGGAGCUGGAGGGAUACGAGCUCAACCGGACAUUUAGGCUUGUUCUUUUGCAUAACCACCGGAGCACCACCUCUCAACAUCUACUGCAAACAAAUUCAGAAACUGAGAAGGACUUGUGGGUGGAGCUCUUGAAUGGGCGGAGACAUGGACAGGAUACUGUGUAUGAAGAGUGGGACUGUCCUCAGGUGCGAUGUAUAGAGGGGUACAGCGGACAACAACAAGGGGAGCUUAGUCUACAGCUGGGAGAUGUGAUUAACGUCAUGCAGAAGACUUCAGAUGGGUUUCUGGAAGGCCGCAGGGUACAGGACGGACAGCGGGGCUGGUUCUCCACUGCAUGUGUUGUGGAGAUCACCAAUGAACAUGUGCAGAGACGUCAUCUUCGUCAGCGGUAUCAUGUCCUACAGACAGCCACACGACUGCUGAAACAACGCAGCGGGGCUCUUGAACUUACAACCACAACAUGCUUUAAAUGAGAGACUGUCUACAUUGCAAUUUGCAUUUUUUCACUUACUGACUUAAAAUAAAUUAGUAAAUAAUUAUAUGUACAAUCUAUGUAUAAUUUAACUGAACUGCUGCCAGUUGGUCAGUUGAUCUUUUGGUCUUUGUAUAUAUAUAUAUUUUUUAUGUGUCUGGUUUUACAGAACAACUUCAAACAUCUCUGCAUGUGAUUUAAGAAACACAGAAACUGCUUUCUAUGGUUUGCGACAAAUAUUCUUGCUUCAGCUUCCAAAUGUGGAGCUGCUGUUUCUUUUCUUUUUUUUUUCUUAAUAUAUGUAGCCUAAUGUAUUGUGCAAGGUCAUGCUUAUUCCCUUCUGUCGUUUUCCGCUUCCGUUCUGUUUAAAUAAAUUUA
Molecule: messenger RNA, 2942 nt
Organism: Puntigrus tetrazona (Sumatra barb)
Lineage: Eukaryota; Metazoa; Chordata; Actinopteri; Cypriniformes; Cyprinidae
Product: ephexin-1
Exons: 14
Coding region: 196-2565 (789 amino acids)
Biological process (GO): activation of GTPase activity
Molecular function (GO): protein binding; guanyl-nucleotide exchange factor activity
Source: RefSeq, a predicted model, not a curated record